Sardina pilchardus (European sardine) is the source of this 7406-nucleotide messenger RNA. RefSeq names its product mucin-2-like. The coding region runs from base 124 to 6297 and encodes 2057 amino acids. The record is from RefSeq and is a predicted model, not a curated record. The transcript has 10 exons. NCBI's taxonomy places the organism in Eukaryota, Metazoa, Chordata, Actinopteri, Clupeiformes, Clupeidae.
ACAAGACCUCGUUCACAAGAGGUCAAUCAUCCAAAGGGACAUUUCCAUCACAACAAAUAUCAUCUUUUGACUGCAUCUUCAGCAUUUAGCACCUGCAGAGGGAAAUUGGUUAUUAAGGAGAACAUGAGGCAGAAGCUAGCCAUUGCGUUUAUCAUAACACUUGCAUCACAUUAUGUCAUGUCACAAGAGCCAUGUCAUAUAUCAGAUCAAGAUGCAGCUAACACAACAACAUUAGCACCAUCAGACACUGCAACAACACAAACAUCCAUAACUGAAGCCACACAACCGGCCACAAGCAUAGCAACACAAACUCCCACAACUGGAGCAACAAACUCUACGACAAGUGGCCCAAUACAAUCUACCACAAAUGGAGAUACACAAUCAUCCACACCUGAAACUACUCAAUCACCUACACCUGGAACUACACAAUCACCCACACCUGAAGCUACACAAUCACCCACACCUGAAGCUACUCAAUCACCUACACCUGGAACUACACAAUCACCAACACCUGGAACUACACAAUCACCCACACCUGAAGCUACACAAUCACCCACACCUGAAGCUACACAAUCACCCACACCUGAAGCUACACAAUCAUCCACACUUGAAGCAACGCAAUCACCCACAACUGAAGCUACUAAAUCACCUACACCUGGAACUACACAAUCACCUACAGUUGAAGCUACACAAUCACCCACACCUGAAGCUGUACAAUCAUCCACACUUGAAGCAACGCAAUCACCCACACCUGAAGCUACUAAAUCACCUACACCUGGAACUACACAAUCACCUACAGUUGAAGCUACACAAUCACCCACACCUGAAGCUGUACAAUCAUCCACACUUGAAGCUACGCAAUCACCUACACCUGAAGCUAUACAUUUAGCCACAAGCGAAACAACACCAUCAUCCCCAGUUGAAGCUACACAAUCUCCCACAGCAGAAGCUACAAAAUCCCCUACACCUGAAGCUACACAAUCUCCCACACCUGAAGCAACUCAAUCACCUACACCUGGAACUACACAAUCACCCACACCUGGAACUUCACAAUCACCCACAACUGAAGCUACACAAUCACCCACACCUGGAGCUACACAAUCAUCUACACUUGAAGCUACACAAUCACCCACACCUAAAGCUACUCAAUCUCCUACACCUGGAACUACACAAUCACCCACAACUGAAGCUACACAAACACCUACACCUGGAACUACACAAUCAUCUACACUUGAAGCUACACAAUCAUCUACACUUGAAGCUACACAAUCACCCACAACUGAAGCUACACAAUCACCCACCCCUGAAGCUACACAAUCAACCACACCUGGAGCUACACAAUCACCUACACCUGGAACUACACAAUCACCUACACCUGGAGCUACACAAUCACCUACAACUGAAGCUACACAAACACCUACACCUGUAACCACACAAUCAUCUACACUUGAAGCUACACAAUCAUCUACACUUGAAGCUACACAAUCAACCACACCUGGAGCUACACAAUCACCCACAACUGAAGCUACACAAUCACCUACACCUGAAGCUACUCAAUCUCCCACACCUGAAUCAACUCAAUCACCUACACCUGGAACUACACAAUCACCCACAACUGAAGCUACACAAUCACCCACACCUGGAGCUACACAAUCAUCUACACUUGAAGCUACACAAUCACCCACACCUGAAGCUACUCAAUCUCCUACACCUGGAACUACACAAUCACCCACAACUGAAGCUACACAAACACCUACACCUGGAACUACACAAUCAUCUACACUUGAAGCUACACAAUCAUCUACACUUGAAGCUACACAAUCACCCACAACUGAAGCUACACAAUCACCCACCCCUGAAGCUACACAAACACCCACACCUGGAACUACACAAUCAUCUACACUUGAAGCUACACAAUCACCCACACCUGAAGCUACUCAAUCUCCUACACCUGGAACUACACAAUCACCCACAACUGAAGCUACACAAACACCUACACCUGGAACUACACAAUCAUCUACACUUGAAGCUACACAAUCAUCUACACUUGAAGCUACACAAUCACCAACAACUGAACUUGAAGCUACACAAUCAUCUACACUUGAAGCUACACAAUCACCCACAACUGAAGCUACACAAUCACCCACCCCUGAAGCUACACAAUCACCUACACCUGGAACUACACAAUCACCCACAACAGAAGCUACACAAUCACCUACACCUGAAGCUACUCAAUCUCCCACACCUGAAUCAACUCAAUCACCUACACCUGGAACUACACAAUCACCCACAACUGAAGCUACACAAUCACCCACACCUGGAGCUACACAAUCAUCUACACUUGAAGCUACACAAUCACCCACACCUGAAGCUACUCAAUCUCCUACACCUGGAACUACACAAUCACCCACAACUGAAGCUACACAAACACCUACACCUGGAACUACACAAUCAUCUACACUUGAAGCUACACAAUCAUCUACACUUGAAGCUACACAAUCACCCACAACUGAAGCUACACAAUCAUCCACCCCUGAAGCUACACAAUCACCUACACCUGGAACUACACAAUCACCCACAACAGAAGCUACACAAUCACCUACACCUGAAGCUACUCAAUCUCCCACACCUGAAUCAACUCAAUCACCUACACCUGGAACUACACAAUCACCCACAACUGAAGCUACACAAUCACCCACACCUGGAGCUACACAAUCAUCUACACUUGAAGCUACACAAUCACCCACACCUGAAGCUACUCAAUCUCCUACACCUGGAACUACACAAUCACCCACAACUGAAGCUACACAAACACCUACACCUGGAACUACACAAUCAUCUACACUUGAAGCUAUACAAUCAUCUACACUUGAAGCUACACAAUCACCCACAACUGAAGCUACACAAUCACCCACCCCUGAAGCUACACAAUCAACCACACCUGGAGCUACACAAUCACCUACACCUGGAACUACACAAUCAUCUACACUUGAAGCUACACAAUCACCCACACCUGGAACUACACAAUCACCCACAACUGAAACUACACAAACACCUACACCUGUAACUACACAAUCAUCUACACUUGAAGCUACACAAUCACCCACAACUGAAGCUACACAAUCACCCACCCCUGAAGCUACACAAUCAACCACACCUGGAGCUACACAAUCACCUACACCUGGAACUACACAAUCAUCUACACUUGAAGCUACACAAUCACCCACACCUGGAACUACACAAUCACCCACAACUGAAGCUACACAAACACCUACACCUGUAACUACACAAUCAUCUACACUUGAAGCUACACAAUCACCCACAACUGAAGCUACACAAUCACCCACACCUGAAGCUACACAAUCACCUACAACUGAAGCUACACAAACACCUACACCUGGAACUACACAAUCAUCUACACUUGAAGCUACACAAUCACCCACCACUGAAGCUACACAAUCUCCCACACCUGGAACUACACAAUCAUCUACACUUGAAGCUACACAAUCACCCACACCUGAAGCUACUCAAUCUCCCACACCUGGAACUACACAAUCACCCACAACUGAAGCUACACAAACACCUACACCUGUAACUACACAAUCAUCUACACUUGAAGCUACACAAUCAUCUACACUUGAAGCUACACAAUCACCCACAACUGAAGCUACACAAUCACCCACACCUGAAGCUACACAAUCAACCACACCUGGAGCUACACAAUCACCUACACCUGGAACUACACAAUCACCUACACCUGGAGCUACACAAUCACCUACAACUGAAGCUACACAAACACCUACACCUGGAACUACACAAACAUCUACACUUGAAGCUACACAAUCAUCUACACUUGAAGCAGCACAAUCAACCACACCUGGAGCUACACAAUCACCUACACCUGGAGCUACACAAUCACCUACAACUGAAGCUACACAAACACCUACAUCUGUAACUACACAAUCAUCUACACUUGAAGCUACACAAUCAUCUACACUUGAAGCAGCACAAUCAACCACACCUGGAGCUACACAAUCACCUACACCUGGAGCUACACAAUCACCCACAACUGAAGCUACACAAACACCUACACCUGGAACUACACAAUCAUCUACACGUGAAGCUACACAACCUUCAACAACUGGAGCAACACAACCUGCCACAACUGGACCAACACAAACUUCCACAAUUGGAGUAACACAACCAGACACAACUGAGGGACCAAAGACAAGCACAACUGAAGCAACACAGUCUCCCACAACUGGAGUAACACAACCUGCCACAACUGGAGUAACACAAUCAGCCACAACUGAAGGACCAAAGACAAGCACAAAUGAAGCAACACAAUCUCCCACAACUGGAGUAACACAGUCUCCCACAACUUCAGAAACAGAGUCUCCCACACAUGCAGAAAUACAGUUUCCCACCACUGAAGGACCAAAGACAAGCACAGAUGAAGCAACACAAUCUCCCACAACUGGAGUAACACAACCUGCCACAACUGAAGGACCAAAGACAAGCACAAAUGAAGCAACACAAUCUCCCACAACUGGACUUACACAGUCUCCCACAACUGCAGAAACACAGUCUCCCACAACUGCAGAAACACAAUCUCCCACAACUGGAGUAACACAGUCUCCCACAACUGCAGAAACACAAUCUCCCACAACUGGAGUAACACAACCAGCCACAACUGAAAGACCAAAGACAAGCACCAAUGAAGCAACACAAUCUCCCACAACUGGAGUAACACAGUCUCCCACAAGUGCAGAAACACAAUCUCCCACAACUGGAGUAACACAAUCAUCCACUCAUGGAGCAACACAAACUGCCACGACUGGACCAAUGCAAACGUCCACAAUUGGAGGAACACAGUCAUCAACAAAAAGAGUAACCAAAACUAACACAAUACAAGCAACACAGUCUACCACAAAUGUUGCAAUUCAAACAAGCACAACAGGAGCAACAAAGUCUGUGACAAGUGAAGCCACACAGUCAGCCACAACUCCAACAAUACAACCUGUCAUAAAUGAAGUAACACAAUCUGUCACUACUCCAGCAAUACAACCUGUCAUAAAUGAAGUAACACAAUCGGUCACUACCCCAGCCCCCACUACAGCUAUUGCAACGUUCUCAGCCCCGACUACAAACACUGCUGCAACUACCCCAGCCCCGACUACAACCACUCCUGCAACUACCCCAGCCCCCACUACAACCACUCCUGCAACUACCCCAGGCCCCACUACAACCACUACUGAAACUACCCCAGCCCCAACUACAACUACUACCGCAACUACCCCAGCCCCCACAACUACAACCACCACCACCACCACCACAGCAGCACCAACCACCACUACAACCACCACCACCACAGCAGCACCAACCACCACUACAACCACCACCACCACAGCAGCACCAACCACCACUACAACCACCACCACCACCACAGCAGCACCAACCACCACUACAACCACCACCACCACAGCAGCACCAACCACCACCACCACUGCAGCUCCCGUUACAACUCGUCCAGCUCCCGUUAUUGCAAUUCAGUUGUUCAUUGUCAUAGUAUUUCAGCCAGCUCUUACCAACCCACAGAGCCCAGUGUUCCAGGCACAAGCACUAGUGGUUCAAAAUUCAUUUAAUUUGAUCUAUCAACAACGUUAUGGAGCACUGUUUGUUCGGACCAUUGUGAUAGCCUUCAGGUUGUCUCGGAACCGAAUGGACAAUGUUGAGACAGAUGUCGAGUUAGUGUUCAAUGAGGAAUCCACUGAACCCCUUCCUCAAAGUUCUGAUGUUAUUGACACCUUGGCAACCGCCAUAAAUGACUCGAGUUCAGGCUUUAAUCUGACUGUGGUUCCUGGAUCAAUUUCUGUGACAAGUGCCCCCCGCUCAACAGGCAUGCCCGAGUUUCGCACCAGUGAAACAUUUAUUGCUGAUCUUUCUAACUCCUCUUCGGAUGCCUUCCGUAACAGAUCCUCACUCAUCAAGAGAGAGCUUGAACCAUUUUUCAUUGAAGACUUCAAGACAGAUUUCAUCAGCCUAACAUCAAGAAGCUUCAGCAAUGGAUCCAUUAUCCAUAAGACCGACAUUACUGUGACCGCCAAUGGCACAUUCCCCAAUGACACGCAGAUCAUUGCUACCUUGACUAGAGCUGCGUUAAGUGGAAAUUUGUCAUUUGCCAUCACCUCUAUCAAUGACACAGCGGUGUCUGCUGGUGAAGUCAGCAGCAGUGUUAACCUCCUGAGUGCCUGCGGGCUUACCAUCCUGUCACUCCUUGUGGCUCGGCCCUGGUAGGCUGUGGCUGUAGGCUGUGGCUCUCACCUUUGACCUCGUUCACACAGAACUUAUACUGUCAACAUGACGAGGUCCCGUGCCACUUACCCUGGUGGUAUCCCUAACCAUCACACUGUUUCUACCUUCUGACCUAAACUGCAUAAACAGGGACAGAAAAUUACCCCCUUCUAUCACACUUGGAUCUCUUACUUUGUGGCUUUUUCAAUUCAGGAUCCAUAUGCUUCAAGGGUUGCAUUUGCAGCCCGAAUGCGUCAAGGUUGUAAACCCAUUUUACACUAUGCAGCCUCUUCUCCCUGUGUGCGACACCAACAAUUGGAUUCUUCACGACCCAAAAUGAAUUGCGUGCUGGUAACGAUUCAUGACUGCACACCAAAAUUGCAGAAAAAGCAGCCCCCUGUAUACUAGUCUCAUUGUCUGUCUCAUUUAACAUUGUCACAGUCUUUAAUUUGCAGUUGUGGAAGGCAACACAUUCAUAUAGCCUACUGGCAUAGGCUUUGUCCUCAAAAGCAUUUAGCCCCUAGAGUGAGACACAAGUUGUGACAGUUGUUGUGUGGAGGAAUUUGCAUCUCUCUGUCUCUCUGGAUCUUACCAACAGUUCAGUUUAAAUGAUUUGGAAUUUGUGGUAAAGAAUGAUGAGGAAGGGAACAAGCCUGUAAACUACACGACCAUGAGUCUGUAAUCACGUGUGCACCUUAAGCUAAAGCCAUUGUUUCAGUGAAUUUAGUCCUGCAAAUUCUGUCAGAAAGAAUGAUGCUGUUAUACACUGGAUAUACCCUCUUUUUUUGAGAGUUGUUUUUCUUACUGUGGUUCAUUUUAAAUAAGUAACUCAUUAUUGUGCUGGUUAUUUUUCUUUAAAUUAUUUAACUUACUUUAUUAAAUAACUUAAUUAUUUUACUUACUUAUUUGAAUUUUUCGACUUACUUGAGGGACAUGUAUGAUAUGAUUAUGAAGAUUUUCUAUUUAUAUAGGACACACACAUACACUAUGUCGCUCUGUUAAAAGUGACAUCACAAAUUGCACUAAUUGAAUCUACAAAAAAUGUAUACUUAAUUUACAUUAUGCACAUCUACUGUUAUUGUUAAGUGUUUAAAAUAAAUGCCUACAUUCCA